Melospiza georgiana is the source of this 3525-nucleotide messenger RNA. RefSeq names its product protein kinase cAMP-dependent type II regulatory subunit beta (gene PRKAR2B). NCBI's taxonomy places the organism in Eukaryota, Metazoa, Chordata, Aves, Passeriformes, Passerellidae. Bases 178 to 1455 code for a protein of 425 amino acids. The record is from RefSeq and is a predicted model, not a curated record. Gene Ontology annotation, molecular function: cAMP-dependent protein kinase regulator activity. Gene Ontology annotation, biological process: regulation of protein phosphorylation. Gene Ontology annotation, cellular component: cAMP-dependent protein kinase complex. The transcript has 11 exons.
CCCUUCCCGCUGCCCACGGGCGAUCCGCCGGGCGCGCCUCGUCCCCCGGGCCGCCGACCCCCGGCCCCGGGCUCUCCCCCCCUUCUCCUCCUCCUCCUCCUUCUCCUCCUUCUCCUCUCCCCUUCCCCUCACCCUCCCCCUUCCUGGCCGGGCUGCGCCCCCCCGGCCGGCCCCGGCAUGAGCAUCUCCAUCCCGGCGGGGCUGACGGAGCUGCUGCAGGGCUUCACGGUAGAGGUGCUGCGGAGCCAGCCCGGGGACCUGCUGGAGUUUGCCCUCCAGUACUUCGGGCGCCUCAAGGAGGAGGCGGCGACGGCCAAGGAUGCGGCGGAGAAGGAGCCGAGCGGCCGCAGAGCGGGCACCGGCCAUGACAGGGGCGCUCAGCCGCCGCGCCGGGGCCCCCCCGACGCCCGCGGGGUCAACUUCGCCGAGGAGCCCAUGCAGACCGACUCCGAGAGCGGCGAGGACGAGCAGCCGCCGCCGCCGCCGCCGCCGCAGCAGUUCCCGGCUCCAGCGGUAAACCGAUUCACCAGACGUGCGUCAGUGUGUGCAGAAGCUUACAAUCCUGACGAGGAAGAGGACGACGCAGAAUCUAGGAUUAUUCACCCCAAAACAGAUGAUCAGAGGAACAGGCUGCAGGAGGCGUGCAAGGACAUCCUUCUUUUUAAGAACCUGGACCCGGAACAGAUGUCUCAGGUGUUAGAUGCAAUGUUUGAAAAGAUGGUUGAAGGAGGGGAACACGUAAUUGAUCAAGGGGAUGAUGGUGACAACUUCUACGUCAUUGACAGAGGUACAUAUGAUAUUUAUGUAAAAUGUGAUGGUGUUGGGAGGUGUGUUGGCACCUAUGAUAACCGAGGAUGUUUUGGUGAGUUGGCCUUAAUGUACAAUACACCCAGAGCAGCUACAAUUAUAGCUACCUCUCCUGGUUCCAUCUGGGGUUUGGAUAGGGUAACAUUCCGGAGAAUCAUUGUAAAAAAUAAUGCCAAAAAGAGAAGAAUGUAUGAAAGUUUUAUUGAGUCAUUGCCAUUCCUUAAAUCUUUAGAAGUAUCUGAGCGUUUAAAAGUGGUUGAUGUGAUUGGUACCAAAGUGUACAAAGAUGGAGAACAAAUCAUUGCUCAGGGUGACUUGGCUGAUUCUUUCUUUAUUGUGGAAUCUGGAGAAGUAAGGAUUAUAAUGGCAAGGAAGGGUAAACAAGAUCUAGAAGAGAAUGGAGCAGUAGAAAUAGCUCGAUGCUCAAGAGGACAGUAUUUUGGAGAACUUGCUCUUGUAACUAACAAACCCCGAGCUGCUUCUGCCUUUGCUCUUGGCACUGUCAAAUGUUUAGUUAUGGAUGUGCAGGCAUUCGAAAGGCUUUUGGGACCUUGUAUGGAAAUUCUGAAAAGAAACAUUGCAAACUAUGAAGAGCAGCUAGUUGCUCUGUUUGGAACAAAUAUGGACAUUGCUGACACCAGUGCAUGAACUAAACAUUGGAGCAACAAGAUCUGUUAUGAGAAUAUAGCACAGUAGUGGUUAGUCCACUGAAAAAUUGUCUCUCUUCCUAUAGACGCCAAGCAUUUUCUGUGAUUUUAAGAAUGGGAUUGGGGUUUUUUGGUUUGGUUUGCUUUUGGUUGGGUGGUUCUUUUGUUUUUGUUUGUUUUGUUGUUUUUUUUAUUAAUUAUGACAGUGGAAAUACUAGUAAAGAAAAUAGCAAUUCAAUAAAUUGAGGUCUUGAUUUUUAAAAGUGCUCAGUACUUAUGGUUCCAUCUGAUAUAAGGACAGCCUGUGGUAGCACAGCACCUUUGAAAAUCAAGUCCUUUAACACAGCAUUUCCUUAAAGAAUAGAUUUUUUAAAAAACCCCACAUGUGAUGAACUUGUUAAACCAACUUCUGUUCUUCUAAAAGGUUACAUCUUUUCUGGAAAGACUGUUAGUUCGAAUGUGAUAUGUUGAAAGUAUUAGUGCACACAAAGUGUUUAUAUGUAUUACUACAGAAGAUAUACAGUAGAUAUUACUUUUUGACUAUUACGGUUGUCAUGAUUUUAUGUUGCAUUUAUCACAGAUGUAGUGAAUCACAAGGUUAAUCAUAAGAUAAAGCAUGACAAUGCGUUUUGUGUAACGCUCAUGACCCAAAUCUGGUUUUUUAACAUUUUGUAAUUGUUUUAAAGUCCUCUUUGUUUAAUAUGUCAUGUUUCAGCACGACAUUGUAAUAUCUUAUGCAAUUUAGAGGACUUGCAUAUUUUUGCAAUAAACUGCAUUUUUUAUUAGUUAUAUGAAUUCUGUACAUGAGUGAGGACAGCUGACAACCUAAAUGCUUUUAAAGCAAAGGCAUGGGUCAUUGUCAUGUUCUACCUAAUCAUACAUAACCUAUAUUGUUUUCCUUCUCCCUUGUUUUAUAUUUAUGCAUUUUGUCUUCUCUAUUUAUGCUUGUUCUCUAGUUAAUUUUUUCUUUUAGAUCUCACCUUUUUUAUUGUUAAAUCUGUUUCAAGUGAAAUGAUCUCUGUAUAUCUCUCUUCCUGCAGUCUAAUCUUAGCUAUCAAAGGUCAGAGUCAAUUACUGAAGUGAUUGAUAUCAAAAGCCAUGCUAAACUAAGCUUGUCCUUGAAAAUCCUUAACAGGAAGUGCAAAAGUAUUUUUAAUUUGAAAGAUCAGUACUUCCAAAGCUUUGCACACAUGUGUCAUUAUUAAAGCUAACGUGUCUUGCUUUCAAAAACCUGUAGGUCAUCAUGAAAUAAUGUGUUCAGCCAUAUUAGCAUGGGAUACCUUCUGAGACUGAGGAGAGAGAAUAUCUUAAUCAUGAGCACAGGGCUCAUUGCCUACGAGGGUCUGUGACUGGAAAUUUCAGGCACAGCCCAAUUUCAGUCCUGCUUACUGACCUGUCUGUUGGUGUUCAUGGACAGCCAGUGUGUGCUGGUGAUGGGCAGCUCUGCCAAAAUGACACUGCAAGAGUAGUAGGAAGGCUGCUUCUGCCCUGAUUCAAACACCUGAAUUAUACCAUCUUUCCUUCUUAGAUAAUGACUUUUCUAAUGCCACAUAUUUGUGUAUGUUGAUGUAAUCAUUAUGCUACAGUUAGUGAUAUGUUCUGACAAUUAAUAUAAUCAUACAUGUAUAUGAAAUUAUGAUUAUAUAAUAUGAUAACAAUAUAUAAUUUAUAUCAUAUAGUAUGGUAUAAAUUAUAAAUCAGAUUUCUAAAAAAAUACAAUCUGAACAAAAUUUACAAAUGUAAUUUUUUUUUUUUACUUAGAAACCUGGUAUGAAUAAUUGCACAUAUGAUAACUUGCCUUUGUACUUUUGAUUUAUGGGAAAAAGAGAAGCCUGUUAUACUAGAAGGAAAUAUCAGGUAACCAAGAUCUACACUCUUGUCAUUCUGUAUGCUUAAUCUCUAAAAGCUACCUAUAUUUUGCACUGGCUUGAUGUGAUUAAGAAAAAUGCUAAAAAUUACUUGUAUGGCAGUAAACUACAAUCAAGGCCAUAAAUGCCAGUCAUGAUAUUUUCAAUAUUGUUGGUUAUAUUUAAAGUUUCCUUACAAUAAACAACACUUUUAUAUAUAAAAA